UGGUCUCACACUCUCCGCUCGCUUUCUUCUCUUGGGGUUUUCUCUCUCUAACUGUUUAUACUCAUCUGUCGCCCUCGAGAAUAAAUGCCGAGAAAAAGAAGAACUGAACUCCCCGGCGGGGAUGAGACACCUGCUUCUCAUGAGUCUGGAACAGGACAAGGUGGUGGACCACGCCCUCCCCAACAUCAGCAGCAUGAAGGAGCUUACCAAGGAGGGAGCUACCAAGGAGGAGGGAGAGGCCGUGGAUCUCAGCGUGGAGGGCAUGGUGGCCAAGGUGGUGGAUUUCCACGUGGUGGAAUGUCUCCUCAGCAGCCCUAUGGGCAGCCUGAGUAUGAUGGACAAGGUGGUGUAGCUCCACGCGGUGGAAUGACUCAGCAGUCCUAUGGACAGCCCAUGCAUGGUGGCCAAGGUGGACCUCCACGGGGUGGAAUGGCGCAGCAGUCAUAUGCACAGCCUGCGCGUGGUGGUCAAGGAGGUGGACCACCACGAGGUGGAAUGGCCCCUCAGCAGGCAUAUGGACAACCUGUGCCUGGUGGCCAAGGUGGUGCCCAUCCACGUGGUGGAAUGACUCCUCAGCAGUUGUAUGGACGUCCUGAACAUCAGCAGGGCAGGGGUGCUCCUCAAUAUCCGCGUGGGGGGCCACCUCAGCCAAGUGGUGGUGUAGGUGGGCGUGUUCCAUCUUCCGGAGGUGUGCCUUCUAGGCCCCCUGUUUCCGAGCUGCACCAAGCAACCCAGCCUCAAUACCAAACAGUCUCAACUAUGCCUGCAUCUACAUCAUAUCAUAGGCAAGGAAGUACUGAAGAGGCUAGUAGUUCAUCUAUGCCACAGGAGCCAGUGCAGUUGGCUCAGGAACUUGAGAAGCUUACAGUGCAACCUGAAGGUGCACCCACCCAACCUGCAUCCAGUAAAGCAAUGAGAUUUCCUCGUCGACCAGGACCGGGACAGAGUGGCAUGAGGUGCAUCGUGAAGGCCAAUCACUUCUUUGCUGAGCUGCCUGAUAAAGACUUGCACCAGUAUGAUGUUUCAAUCACCCCUGAAAUCACUUCUCGGGGUGUUAAUCGUGCUGUAAUGGAUCAGCUAGUCAAACUGUACAGGGAAUCUCAUCUAGGAAAGAGGCUUCCGGCAUAUGAUGGAAGAAAGAGCCUCUACACUGCAGGCCCUCUCCCUUUUGUUUCUAAAGAGUUCAAGAUCACUCUAGUUGAUGAAGAAGAAAGGCCCGGUGUUGCCAGACGGGAAAAGGAAUUUAAAGUUGUGAUUAAAUUUGCAUCGCGUGCUGAUCUUCACCAUCUGGGAAUGUUUCUUCAAGGCAAACAAGCUGAUGCGCCACAGGAAGCAUUGCAGGUUUUAGAUAUUGUGUUGCGAGAACUACCCACAUCUAGGUAUUGUCCGGUGGGCCGCUCUUUCUAUUCCCCUAAUUUAGGGCGAAAGCAGCCUUUGGGUGAAGGACUUGAAAGCUGGCGUGGUUUUUAUCAAAGUAUCCGCCCUACUCAGAUGGGGUUAUCACUGAAUAUAGAUAUGUCAUCCACAGCUUUUAUUGAGCCACUGCCUGUCAUCGAUUUCGUGAUUCAGCUUCUGAACAGGGACGUCCUAGCCAGGCCUUUGUCUGAUUCUGACAGAGUAAAGAUCAAGAAAGCUCUACGAGGUGUAAAGGUGGAGGUUACUCAUCGUGGGAAUAUGCGGAGGAAGUACCGGAUCGCUGGUCUGACAUCACAAGCUACAAGAGAGUUGACUUUCCCUGUUGAUGAGUUGGGUACAACAAAGUCUGUGAUUGAAUACUUCCGUGAAACAUAUGGUUAUGCCAUUCAUCACACUCAAUGGCCUUGCCUACAAGUUGGGAAUCAACAAAGAGCUAAUUACCUGCCAAUGGAGGUCUGCAAGAUUGUUGAAGGGCAAAGAUAUUCAAAGCGGUUAAAUGAGAGACAAAUUACUGCACUUCUCAAAGUAACAUGCCAACGGCCACGAGAUAGAGAACAAGACAUCCUUCAGACCGUGAGACAGAACAAUUAUGCUAAUGAUCCAUAUGCAAAGGAGUUUGGAAUUAAAAUCAGUGAAAAGCUUGCUCAGGUUGAAGCUCGGAUUUUACCUGCACCUAGGUUAAAAUACUCUGAUAGUGGCCGUGAGAAAGAUGUCCUUCCUGAAGUUGGACAGUGGAAUAUGAUGAAUAAGAAAAUGGUUAAUGGUGGAGUAGUGAACACCUGGUUUUGCCUAAACUUCUCCCGCAAUGUGCAAGAUAAUGUUGCUAAAGGCUUUUGUUCUGAGCUUGCUCAAAUGUGCUAUGUAUCUGGCAUGAUGUUCAAUCCAAAUCCAGUUCUCCCCCCAACCUUUGCACGCCCAGAUCAGAUAGAAAGAGCAUUGAAAGCUAGAUAUCAUGAAGCCAUGACCAAACUACAAGGGAAAGAUCUUGAUCUUUUAGUGGUUAUUCUUCCUGACAACAAUGGCUCUCUCUAUGGUGAUUUGAAAAGGAUUUGUGAGACUGACCUUGGGGUUGUGUCACAAUGCUGUUUGACUAAACAUGUUUUCAAGAUGAGCAAACAAUAUCUUGCCAAUGUUUCGUUGAAGAUAAAUGUUAAAGUUGGUGGAAGGAACACUGUGCUUGUGGAUGCACUAUCUAGGAGAAUUCCACUGGUCAGUGACCGUCCAACUAUUAUUUUUGGUGCUGAUGUCACCCACCCUCAUCCCGGAGAAGAUUCAAGCCCAUCCAUUGCUGCUGUUGUUGCUUCUCAGGAUUGGCCUGAGAUUACAAAGUAUGCUGGUUUGGUUUCAGCGCAAGCACAUAGGCAAGAGCUCAUUGAAGAUCUGUUCAAAACAUGGCAAGACCCGGUUAAAGGGAAUCUGACUGGCGGCAUGAUUAAGGAAUUGCUCAUGUCUUUCCGCCGAGCAACUGGGCAUAAGCCCCAGAGAAUUAUUUUCUACAGGGAUGGAGUGAGUGAAGGACAAUUCUAUCAAGUACUUCUCUUUGAACUUGAUGCAAUUCGCAAGGCAUGCGCAUCACUUGAACCCAAUUAUCAGCCUCCAGUGACCUUUGUUGUGGUUCAGAAACGACAUCAUACCAGGUUGUUUGCCAACAACCACAAUGACAGGAAUUUAGUUGACAGGAGUGGUAACAUCCUGCCUGGUACUGUGGUGGAUUCCAAGAUUUGCCACCCUACCGAGUUUGACUUCUACCUCUGUAGCCAUGCUGGUAUACAGGGAACUAGUCGGCCAGCACAUUAUCACGUUUUAUGGGAUGAAAACAAUUUUACUGCUGAUGGUCUUCAGUCAUUAACUAAUAAUCUCUGCUACACAUAUGCAAGGUGCACGCGCUCAGUAUCAAUUGUUCCUCCUGCAUACUAUGCCCAUUUGGCAGCAUUCAGAGCCAGAUUCUACAUGGACCCAGAAACAUCAGACAGCGGGUCAAUGACAGGCGGAGCUGCUGCUGGCCGUGGUGGUGCCGCCGCAGGGAGAAAUACUCGAGCGCCAGGUGCUAGUAGUGCCUCCGUCAGGCCCCUUCCUGAUCUCAAGGACAACGUUAAGAGAGUCAUGUUUUAUUGUUAGUCUAUCCCCUCCCAUUCGGUGAAUGACUGUUUUUAUGUUUAUUUUGGUGUGGAGGUUGUGCUUAUCUAUCAGACGCUUUCAUUCAUGACAGUCCGACUUUGGGGUUUGUUAGUAUCAUCCUCGGAAAGAGACCUAACUCUAUUGUUAUGUAAGAUUUGCGUGCUUUGUGUGAUAUGAUAUUUGUGUGGUUUUCUUGAUUUGUGCCGUUUAUGGGUUGCUUUGGCCUCAAAUUUAUUGCUCCCUCUGUUCAAGAUUAAUAGUUUUAGUUUGGUUUAUAAAGUUAGAUCUUUUUA
Molecule: messenger RNA, 3827 nt
Organism: Cuscuta campestris
Lineage: Eukaryota; Viridiplantae; Streptophyta; Magnoliopsida; Solanales; Convolvulaceae
Source: the annotation of a GenBank genome assembly